AACUUUCAGCUCAGCUGGCAACUGGAUCCAUCUCUGACGGGAGCCCCAGGACUCAGGUCAAUCCAGUGACAGACAUGGCCAUGGCCCCAAGGGGACCCCGCCCCUUGCUCUUCCUCACCAUGGUCCUGCUGGCUGCCUGUCUGGCCCAGCUCAGCGAAGGCGCCACCUACCGGCAGUUCCUGAACCGACAUGUUGACUUCCCCAAGAGCGGUGGCAACAACCGGAUCUACUGCAACCGCAUAAUGCAGCGCCGAGGCCUGACCCGCCCUGUCUGCAAAUUCACCAACACCUUCAUCCACGCCCCCACCGGUCAGGUCCAGGCCAUCUGCAGGGGUGCAGGGAGAUGCCACGGACGCAACUUCUGCGACAGUAACGCAUCCUUCCGCCUCACCACCUGCCGGGUGGUGCCCGGCUCCCGCCCGGGGCGCUGUGUUUACAGGGCCAGAGUCCAGAACCGCAAGAUUCGCGUUGCCUGUAACCAGCGGCUGCCCGUGCACUUUGAAAGAAUCCUGUAGACCCCGGGCUCUGGCCAUGGGCUGGGAGCAGGGGGGCCCCUGUUCCCCCGCUUUCGCUGCUGGGGGCUUUCGUGCCCCAUCCCUGUCCCUGCCCCUCCUGGGACAAUGUUUGCCACAAAUACAUUCAGCAUCUCCUCUUAUCCCACAGGCCGGCAGCUUCAGGCUUGCGGGGUGCAGGGGAUUUCCCAUGCUGGGAGCCCAGUCCCCAUCCACACAAGUGAAAAUCCGGGUGCCCAGCCCCUGCAGCAGGCACUGAGACCAUCAGCCUGAGCCCAGCACCUGCCUCACUGGGUGCCCAUUAUACAGUAUGGCCGCCCCCUCCCACCCGACAUAAAUUGGGUAGUGGGGGACAGGUUGUGGGGAGAAGAUUGUCCCAGGCGGGGACCUGGAAGCUGUCCCUGAGUUUUGUUUCCUUGUUGCUUUUUGCAAUAAAACACUUUCCUGCCAGUGCAAAAUGAA
This is a messenger RNA of Malaclemys terrapin pileata, 974 nucleotides long. Its product is annotated as ribonuclease-like. The coding region runs from base 75 to 515 and encodes 146 amino acids. The transcript is spliced from 2 exons. Gene Ontology annotation, molecular function: nucleic acid binding. NCBI's taxonomy places the organism in Eukaryota, Metazoa, Chordata, Testudines, Emydidae. The record is from RefSeq and is a predicted model, not a curated record.